AGAGAGAGAUCAACAAACAAGAACAGCAACAGAUCACCAAACCUACGGGCUGCAGAUUGGUUUUGUUAGCCCCAUCAAACCAAAACCAAAAAUCUUUUCUUCUCCAUUAGCACGGCCACCACCGCCGCCGCCGGUUCUAGCAGUUACAGAACGGCAGAACCCAUAGCCUGCGAAUGGGAGAGAAGGAGAAAGAGAAGAAGAAACAGAAGCAUCAAAAGGAGAGCAAAUCCUCAUCGGAUCCGACUUUCAAGCCCAGUUCCGACGUGAAGGGCCUCCGUUUCGGUGCCCAAUUUAUUGUAAAAUCCUUCACGGUCCGACGCGCCGCCCCUCUGGAGUUACUACGCCUCCUUGCUCUGCCUCCCACCUUCAGCAACAAUCAGCACAACCACCACCACCACCAGCAUAGCCAUCAUAAUAAUCGAAACAAUAAGCAGCGAGAUCAGAAUCAAGCCCUCUCCUUGCCCUUCCCAUCGACCACAGCCUACCUACCGACCAACUUCACCAUAUUAGCUCACCACGCAUGGCACACUCUCACAUUGGGGCUGGGCACCAAGAAAUCUAAAGUGCUUGUGUUCGUCUUCGAAUCCCAGAGCAUGAAAUCCGGUGUCGAUCGGAUUUGGCCACCGGAAAUUCCCCUAGGAGAAGUCAACCGUAAGCUAAUUAGGGGGCUCACCGGAUGCGAGAUGGCCCGUUUCAAGUUCCGGAAAGGUUGCAUCACCUUCUAUGUCUAUGCGGUCCGUCCCGUGGGUAGCUCUGGCUUCUUAUUUGCAGAUGAUCUCACUACCAUUCUUCAGUCUGUCAUUGCUCUUAAAGAUUUCUUGGAUCACACCGCCAUGCUCGCAUUGCCCAGCCAGAGGAGCAUCAGUUACUCCCCUCCGGUCGCCAUGGCUCAUUAGUUCC
This is a messenger RNA of Telopea speciosissima, 900 nucleotides long. RefSeq lists its product as uncharacterized. The record is from RefSeq and is a predicted model, not a curated record. NCBI's taxonomy places the organism in Eukaryota, Viridiplantae, Streptophyta, Magnoliopsida, Proteales, Proteaceae. Bases 174 to 896 code for a protein of 240 amino acids. The transcript is spliced from 2 exons.